AUGGGGCCUAACUUCCCUCUUGUUUUAUCUGGUUGUGCUAUAUCUGUUCGUCGUGUUUGCCUGCUUAUUUUUAUUUUUUUGUCCGCCCACGCAUCAUUACAUUACAUCUCCUGUCCCAACAACUUCACACCCGCCGGUGGCCUUAUUCUUCUUGCCACCGUCCAAAUCGGCCCUUCCACAAUCAUAUCGCCCAUCGUCUCGCCCGCCCGCCUGCCCAUCGUCUUGCCCACCUGCCCAUCGUCCCGCCCGCCCGUCCUCCCCACCCAUCAUCCUGCCCAUACUCCCGCCUGUACGCACUGUCCUCCCAGCCAUCAUCUUCCAGCCCGUGCCAUUGCGCUUGUCGUCCCGCCCAUUGUCUUGCCCACCACCGAUACUAUGGACACUUUGGAUGUGCGCCAUUGCCUCAAGAGGAAGGCCAAUGAGCUGAUCACUCCCAUGGAUGAUGUCCUCCUGGAGUGCCCCUCCAAAAAGAAAAGGCAUGGUGGCAAGGCAGCCCGGAAGGCCAACGCCAGGAAGAAUCGGAUGCGUAAGCGCAGGGAGAAAGCCAUCAACCAGGCCAAACUAUCGGUUACUGAGCUGGAACGGAAGCUGGUCCUUUCCCAGAUUGCUGCUGAAACUGCAGUGCUGCUGGUGGCCGAGCUUGCCCCAGGCAUGGCUGCAUAUGACUUCCUCAACUUCAACACGGGGCAUCCGGAACAUGCUGCACAGGUUGAGGCAGAGAAGUACCACGACGAGCGUGUCGCAAGGGAGGAAGACGGCUACUCAGCCAUUGCCCCUGGUACUGCCUGCAUCCUCCAUGAUGCCUUUGUCCUUGCGCAUCUCACCAAUGAUGGCUAUCUUACUGAGGAGAAGCUGCAGGAGCUCCUAUAUCUCCUCAAGGAGAUGAGUGCCCACAUGAGGAUCCAGAAACGGAGCUCAAUUGCUGAGCAUGGUGCUACCUAUGGCAUGGGCUGGGCACGUAGGAAGUACACGGCUGGCAAGAAGCGUGCAUUUGAGUCCUACCUCAUCAAGGCUGGCAAGUUCCGCACAGAGCACGGUGCAACAAUAGAGGAGGCACGCCCUGACCUCUUCAAGUUGACUGAAGAGUUUGCCCUUAGGUUCGAGGAGAUCCUGGGCACAAUAUUUCCCCCUGCCAAGGUUAACAGGGAAAAACAUGCACAAGCUACCAAGGCCCCAGUGUUUAGAGAGACUGCCACCACUGUCAUGUUUGACACCUUCAACUACACCACCGCAGCCCAUUGUGACCGUGACAAUGGGAGGUGCAAGGCAUUUGCAGUGUUCCUCGAGGAACAUGUGCAUGGGUGUGACAGGCAGCAGUGUGCCCGCAGGUGGCGAUUCUUCCUCCCAGAGCUCAAGCGUUUCAUCUCAGUCCAACAUGGCACCAUGGUUGUGUGGGACAGUGAAGUGCUUCUGCAUGGUACUGCUAUUCACUCUCUCCCAGAUGAUGGGGCAUGUAACAGCAAUCGCUGGGCUGUUGUGAGCCAGGUAAAGAAGGGCCACUGA
Messenger RNA from Acanthamoeba castellanii str. Neff, 1503 nucleotides. RefSeq lists its product as uncharacterized. The record is from RefSeq and is a predicted model, not a curated record. The transcript has 7 exons. NCBI's taxonomy places the organism in Eukaryota, Discosea, Longamoebia, Acanthamoebidae. The coding region runs from base 1 to 1503 and encodes 500 amino acids.